Prunus armeniaca (apricot) is the source of this 195-nucleotide messenger RNA. The record is from the annotation of a GenBank genome assembly. NCBI's taxonomy places the organism in Eukaryota, Viridiplantae, Streptophyta, Magnoliopsida, Rosales, Rosaceae.
AUGGACGAACAUGCCGAUAGGCAAUUUGAUGGGUACCAAGUAGGUCGAGCAGGAGUAAGCAGACAAGGAGAGGGACAACAACGCAAUCGGCUUGCCGACAUGUCGCAAGCAUCUGUGAGUCACACUCAGAGCAAACAAAGCCUCCCAUCCAGAUUGAGUUUAAGGACCAACAUGCAUGAAGGGUUGGGCCCAUAA